Molecule: messenger RNA, 1110 nt
Organism: Ilyonectria robusta
Lineage: Eukaryota; Fungi; Ascomycota; Sordariomycetes; Hypocreales; Nectriaceae
Exons: 1
Coding region: 1-1110 (369 amino acids)
Source: RefSeq, a predicted model, not a curated record
AUGGCCCCCAUCCACCACUUCUCCCUCCGCGUCCUCCUCAUCGUCCCCGUCCUCCUCGCCAUCGCCACCAUCGUCGCGCUCUUCGUCCACUCCGACGUCAACGCCGCUCUGCUCUGGUCCCAGUGCCACUCGCACGCUGCCCUGCCGCUGCUCAGCCGCAUCCCUCUCCUGGGCACGCCGCUGUGCUACCUGGUCAGCUUCUUCCAUGCCGCCCUCGACUCGCUGCGCAGCGUCGCCAUCAUGGCCGCCGUCCUCGCCUUCGUCGGCGGGCUCUUGACCGUCAGCACCGUCGAGGCUGCCCGCGUCUGCAACGCCCCGCAUGUCCUUGUCGCCUAUCCCACCGGGCCGUGGCUCGUCUUUAACCUGCUCGGCGGUGCUGUCGUGUGGGAGCUUGUCAUUAUCCCAGCCUUCUUCCAUUCCACCAAGGCCCUCUUUGCCGCGAGGAAAAGACGCCAGGAUGCCAACGAGGACCAAGAGGACCAAGAGGCCGCUUCCGAGACGGAGGAUCAGAGUAGCCACCUCCCAGACACCGACGUCGUUGCCAUUCCCGUCAGCGUGGCCCUAGGCUACUUUGUCCCCUCUAUCCUGAUGCUCGUCCUCAACUCUCCCGUCUCCAUUGGAAUCUGGCUCUUCUUCCCAGUCUACGUCUCCCUCAUCCGCCAAGCCGUCCGCAAGGUGGUCACAGCCGUGAAGAAGGUCAACCCCACCCUCAUCCAUCUCGAGUCAAACCGGCGCUCGCUCGCCAUCGUCUACGCUCUCCCCAUUGUCCUAUCCAUAGCGGCCCAUGUCUUUCUGCUGUGGAAUCUAACCCGGUCCGAUGAUCGCAAGAAGGUGACCAAAUCUACCCUCACAUUCAUUGAGAUUGAUAUCCAGUUCAUAUUCUGGACUGUUCUAUACUGGAUGCUCGUCGAAGUUGGUUGGAGGGUCCCCUUGGCCACGGUCGCCUGGUCAGUCUUCGUUGGUCCUGGAGCGGGAACUUGUCUGGGAUGGGUCUACCGCGAGACGCUCAUUCAUGAUGGCCGUAGCCUUGACGGACACGAGGAACCCGAACAUGGAAACGACGAACAAACCGGCCGGCUGGCAGACGAGGAGACGCCCCUGCUACAGUAA